AUGGCUUGCAUCACCAUCUCCGGGUAUCCGUGUUCGGGGAAGUCACGCCGCGCGCAUCAGCUCAAGAGCUAUCUGGAGCAGAGGCUUGAGGAUCCUGCUUACGAAGGGCCGAAGCUCAAUGUAUCGGUGGUUAGCGACACGGACUUGAAUAUUGAUCGUGCCGUCUACAACGAUCAACGGGUCGAAAAGCCAGCGCGUGCUGCCUACUUGACAGCGAUCAACCGACGUCUCAGCAAGGACACGUUGCUGAUACUAGACGGGAUGAACUACAUCAAGGGGUACCGUUACCAGAUCUAUUGUGCAGCACGUGAAGCGGGAGUGAGGGUCUGUACCGUUUUCGUCGCUUGUACUCCGGAACAAGCUAAAGAAUGGCACGAUGCUCGACCGGCGGAGGAACGUUAUGACCCUGCCACACUGGAUAAUCUCAUCACGCGCUACGAGGAACCGUCUUCCAUGGUUCGGUGGGACUCGCCUCUCUUCACUGUCGCCGGCGAUGAUGAGGAUGUGCCUGGGGAUGCGAUCUGGCAAGCUAUCAUGAGUGGGGUGAAGAGACCGCCCAAUCGGGCGACCGAGACUGCCGCGAAGCCGCCUACGGACAUUCUCCACACGCUUGAGCAAACAACAACAUCUCUCGUCAGCUUGAUCCGUUCCGCACAACAAUCGUUACCAUCCCCCGACUUCGGUGGCGCGGUUAAUCUUCCACUCUCCCCGGUACUGAAGUUCACCUUGGCGCUUCCAAACCGGAACGUGACGACAGCAGAGCUGCAGCGUCUCAAGCGCCAGUUCAUUACAGCGCACAAGAAGGCGAUGUCGCAGAGUGUCGUUGGCAGAGCGGAGAUGGACUGGAGUGAGGGCAAGAUAGCGGAAAAGUUUGUCGAUUAUUUAGAAGAGAACUUUAAUGCAUCCUAG
Molecule: messenger RNA, 909 nt
Organism: Dacryopinax primogenitus
Lineage: Eukaryota; Fungi; Basidiomycota; Dacrymycetes; Dacrymycetales; Dacrymycetaceae
Product: chromatin associated protein KTI12
Exons: 5
Coding region: 1-909 (302 amino acids)
Source: RefSeq, a predicted model, not a curated record